This is a messenger RNA of Vigna umbellata (rice bean), 1509 nucleotides long. The record is from RefSeq and is a predicted model, not a curated record. NCBI's taxonomy places the organism in Eukaryota, Viridiplantae, Streptophyta, Magnoliopsida, Fabales, Fabaceae.
AUGUUCAAUGUGCUUGUAGCUAAUGAUGAUAGUGAGGUAGAUGUGGUGUGUCGCUUAUGUAAUAAGAAACUACUUUCUGGAUCGAUUGCUGAUUCUUUGAGCAUAAGUGGGAAUGUUGUUGUUUUGCAGCUUUGGUCGUAUGAACGACUUGGUUUGCAUGUUUAUUUUUCUCGCAAGGAAUUUCCGCGCGUUAGGCGAUUUUGUUCGUUAAAUUAUACAACCAAAAAAAGAGAUGUUUUGUUUAGGACUAGCGAGUACCUCAGUGAUAACGAUUGUCUAAAUCCCGUCAUACGUCGUGCUUUCAACUUGGAUGAGGGAGUGAGGCCUCAAGGUUCCAAGCGUGAAGAAGUACCACUUGAAAAUGAAUAUGAUGAAAAUUGGCUAUCAGCCUCUAAGGAAAAACUGAGAACAAACAACUUCAAGAUAAGAAAACUCAGAGAUGAAAUUGCAGCUGUUAAGAAGGUACUUGGUGAUCGUCGCAAGUUUCAAAAGGUGGAACAAUCUCCUUCAGGAGAUGUUGUUGUACAACCAUUUCGUUCAGGUCAUGAAGCUGUUGGUGAUGUUGAAGGUGAGGGUAAUGAAGGAGGUGCACAUGUAGAUGAACAAAAUGAACUACCUGCAGAUGAAGAACCAGCUUCUACAACGGUUGUAGAAGAAGAAGGAGUAGCCGGUGACCAUCCAAUACUUGUCAUUGACGUUGGCGAUGGUGUUGAUGAUGAUGAAGGAGAUGUGGAUGCAGAACCCUUGAAUGUAGUGUCUUUGUGUUCUUUUGUUGGUGAUCCAAGAACAGUGGUCGAUUUGGAUAUGUUCUAUGUGUCUGAAAUUAUGUCUCAACUCUUGACCACAAGUGAAUGUAGCUCUUUAGGGCCAAGGCAAUGUGUAGACAACAUGGCUUUAAUUUUUGCAGCAACAAUGUUCAUGUACUUUGAGAGAAGGUUGAGUGGAGUCAUAAAGAGGAUUGUAUUCAGUCCUAUGUUUGGGACCCAUGUGCUGCACGACUAUAGGAAACAACCAGCGAAUCAACAUGUGUGGCAACUUCUUGACUACCAGCCAUAUUUCCGAUACGAUCUGGUUCGACUUGAGGCCUUAUCGUUUGCUGAUUGGGUGUUCAUCCCAAUUGUAAGUGAUGGUCAUUGGUGGUGUUAUGCACUGAAGGUCUGCACUUUUCAAUUUUAUGUCAUAGACUCACUUGCCAAUGGUAUCAAAGGACGUUGUCGGAUUGGUAGAAGCAUUGCUCAAAAUAUUCAAAGGUUUUGGGGUUUGUUGACGGAUAAACUUGAAGAUUCGAAGUGUCCUUUGUUAGUUGAGAAAGCCAACAUCCCAGUCCAACCAAACACAUACGAUUGUGGUGUAAUCAUGAUGAAAGCUAUUGAAAUUUGGGAUGUAGAGGAGAAAUAUUAUUGUAAAAGCAUGCCUGAUUAUACAAAUGUGCUUCCUGAGGCAGGGGUGGGAAGGCAGUAUUGGGCUGCUGUAAUCGAUUACAGGCACGCUGUAAUCACUUACGAGUGA